UCACUAAUGUAUGUAAAUAUUGCUUUGUAUUGGAAUAGCCUUACUACACGAUUGCCAAGAGCUGGAGAAACUAUCCUUGGACAUAAGUUUUUCAUUGGUUUUGGUGGGAAAGGAGCCAACCAGUGUGUCCAGUCUGCUCGACUUGGGGCCAAGACCUCGCUGAUCUGCAAGGUUGGAAAGGAUUCCUUUGGCAAUGAUUAUAUUCAAAAUUUGAAGAAGAAUGGUAUUUCUACAGCGUUUGUAGGUCAGACUACAGAUGCUGCUACUGGAACUGCUUCAAUAAUUGUCAACAGUGAAGGACAGAAUGUUAUUGUCAUAGUCCCAGGAGCCAAUCUGCUUUUAAAUUUCGAAGACCUGAAGAGAGCUUCUGAUGUCAUCUGUAAAGCCAAAGUGGUGGUUUGCCAGCUAGAAAUAACUCCUGCUGUUUCUCUUGAAGCUCUGAAAAUGGCACGUGCCAGUGGAGUAAAGACACUAUUUAAUCCAGCUCCAGCCCUUGCUGACCUAGAUCCACAAUUUUAUACCCAUUCUGAUAUCUUCUGCUGCAAUGAAACUGAGGCAGAAAUUUUAACGGGCAUCCCAGUUGGCAACCUUGAAGAUGCUGAAAAGGUGGGACGCAUGCUGUUAGAAAGAGGGUGUCAGCUCGUAAUUGUUACUCUUGGAGCAGAAGGCUGCGUGAUGAUAUCAGUAGAAGAACCCAUUCCAAAGCACGUUCCUGCUGGGAAGGUCAGGGCUGUGGACACUACG
Tauraco erythrolophus (red-crested turaco) is the source of this 744-nucleotide messenger RNA. Lineage: Eukaryota; Metazoa; Chordata; Aves; Musophagiformes; Musophagidae. The record is from RefSeq and is a predicted model, not a curated record.